Molecule: messenger RNA, 4373 nt
Organism: Acanthopagrus latus (yellowfin seabream)
Lineage: Eukaryota; Metazoa; Chordata; Actinopteri; Spariformes; Sparidae
Exons: 12
Coding region: 378-1850 (490 amino acids)
Biological process (GO): amino acid transmembrane transport
Cellular component (GO): membrane
Molecular function (GO): L-amino acid transmembrane transporter activity; basic amino acid transmembrane transporter activity
Source: RefSeq, a predicted model, not a curated record
AUCCUUGAGCUGCUGGGGAUGAGGAGGACUGAGGAGGAGCUAGCUGCAGAUGUUGAGUGGCUAAAGUUGGUCUCAGGAAGCUUGAAACGCGGCACAUGUGCAGCCCUCUCCUCUGGAAAAAAAGGACGACAACACAAAGAUUAACCCAGUGGAGAGCUACUAGUUGGAGUAAACAAUGGCUAUGUGAGACUGACACAGUCUUAGACAUCCAGUGACACUCCCACCUCCCUUUUUUCUCAACUUGGUCCACACCCCUCUUUUCAUUUUGUUCUGUUCUUUCUCUGUUUCUGCUGCUCACUGGAACCAGUCUUUCGUCUUUCUCUCUCCCCGUCUCUCUGCUGUUUCCUUCUCUGAGUUGAGGCUGUAAAUUGCUCAAAAUGGUUGCUGAGGUAGACACAGCAUCUCAGGGCAGCAGCGUGCGGCUGAAGCAGGAGAUUUCCCUCCUUCAUGGAGUAUGUCUCAUCGUAGGGAACAUGAUAGGCUCUGGCAUCUUUGUCUCACCCAAGGGAGUGCUCAUGUACACAGGCUCAUUUGGCCUGUCCCUGGUAGUGUGGGCCAUUGGAGGGAUAUUUUCUGUGUUUGGUGCAUUAUGCUACGCUGAGCUGGGUACCACCAUCCGCAAGUCUGGAGCCUCCUAUGCUUACAUCCUGGAGGCCUUUGGAGGUUUCUUGGCUUUUAUCCGACUGUGGACGUCGCUGCUGAUAGUUGAGCCAGCUUGUCAGGCAGUGAUAGGUCUGACCUUCUCCAACUACCUGGUCCAGCCUUUCUACCCCACCUGCUCUGCCCCUUAUGUGGCUGUCCGCCUCAUUGCUGCCGUCAUCAUAUGUCUGCUGACUUUUGUGAACUGCAUGAAAGUGAAAUGGGGUGCUAUUCUUCAGGUCGUCUCCACUGUAGCCAAGGUCCUAGCUCUUAUUGUCAUCAUCAUUACUGGCAUGGUUAAGCUGGCACAAGGUUUUGACCAGAACUUUGAGGACUCAUUCAAAGGCUCCAAGGUGAACCCUGGUGACAUGGCUCUGGCCCUCUAUUCAGCACUCUAUUCCUACUCUGGCUGGGACACACUUAACUUCAUCACAGAGGAGAUCAAAAACCCAGAGAGGAAUCUGCCGUUGUCCAUCGCUAUUUCCAUGCCCAUUGUCACAGUGAUCUACAUCUUGACCAAUGUGGCUUACUACGUCGUCAUGGAUGCCGACAAAGUGCUCAGCAGUGACGCUGUUGCUGUGACGUUUGCAGAUGAAGUCCUGGGCUGGGGCCGAUGGCUGAUCCCUCUGUCUGUAGCAAUUUCUUGCUACGGUGGUCUCAACUCCUCAAUUAUUGCUGCCUCCAGGUUGUUUUUCGUUGGUUCCAGAGAAGGCCACCUACCUAAUGUCCUGUGCAUGAUCCACAUUAAGCGUUUCACACCAAUUCCUGCCCUGCUGUUCAAUGGUGUCAUGUCUCUGUUCUACUUGGUUGUGCCCGAUGUUUUCCAGUUGAUCAACUACUUCAGUUUUAAUUAUUGGCUGUUUAUUGGCUUGUCAAUAGCCAGCCAGAUCUACCUUCGUUUCAAAUUUCCAGAUCUGCACAGACCUGUCAAGCUGUCUUUGUUCUUCCCAAUAGUCUACUGCUUGUGCAGCGUUUUCCUCGUAGUGGUUCCCCUCUACAGUGAUACCAUCAACUCUCUGGUGGGAAUUGCAGUGGCAUUGUCUGGUGCACCAGUCUACUUCAUUUGCAUCCACCUGCCGUCCAGCUCCAGACCAGCCUUCCUCAGCAAAAUGAUUGAUAAGAUCUCUCUGUACACACAAAAACUGUGCAUGUGUUGUGUGGCCUCGCCUGAUAUUGACCUGGACAAUAUAGACCCAGAAAAGAUGGACUAAUGGAUGGAACGGUUGAAAUUUUGAAUGGAAGAGGAAGAAUGGACACAAAGGAAGCUGUGAGCUGCAGACAAUCAGCAUUUAGAUGAGCCCAGCUUGAUUGAUUAAAGGAAGAAUGAUGGAGGGACUUGAGAGAUGAGCUCAACACUUUUCCCCUCCUCUCAACCCACACAUGAGCCAUCGAACUGAAGACGCAGGAUUUAAAUUUUGUAUACAACAGACGGCACUGUACAGAUUAACUCAUGCAUGUUCACAUGCUCUUGCACAAAGCAGUGUUUGUGCAUUUCCUCCAUACGUGCCCACACACUGCAACGCACACAUAAGCUGACUGAAAGCCUCGAGGUGACCCUGCAACAAAUGGAAACUAACAACCCGAUCCGGGGGGAAUCAACUCUGCAAAGGCGGCUCCAGUGAGUCAUUCACAAACAGGAGGUUGUUAUGGAAAAAUGGUUGAAUGCCUUAGAUGAGCUGGAUCACGACUCUCAUUUGAAUGUGUGAGGGAUGAACCUGUGUGCUUUCAAACCAGUGGUUUUAGGCUUUGAAAUGAGCCUUUACAGGUAACCAAUUACAUAAUUUUUCCUUCUUAAUUCGUCACAUUUAGGGUGUGCACAAUCCUAAAAUUACUUGGUAAUUCAUGAGAAAAAAUCUAAAUAUCGAAAGAAUAACCCUAAUUUUCAAUUUGUCAGUGGGUGGGUCCUUUCUGCUGGUUUAGAUGCUGAAAGGUACAGUAUAAAGUUUUAAAUGGGAAAGGUUAUGUGCAAGUUUGCGGUACGUAAAAACUAUAUGGGUAUGACAUUCAGACAGUUUCCAACAACAUUUUCCUGGACUCAUUGACCUCAGUAAACUGCUGCACAUUUGCACGUCUUGUGUUUACAGUAUGUUUUACUGUCAUCUUGUUUUAGAAAAGCUUUAUUCUAAUGUGUUACUGAAGUUAAGGACCAAAUGGACAGGUAUGGAUAAUAAUUAGCUAGUUUAUGAAAAGAGGAAAAAAUGUUCAGCAGUUUGUGAUGUGUCCGUUGGCUUUUAACGGUAAAUACUUUUUAAUCAGUGUUCUUCCUGCCUGGUCCUCAGGAACUGCAGCCCUGUUUUUAGAUGUUUCCCUGUCACAGCACCCCUGAUUCAGACGAUCAGCUCAUUAUCAGGCCCCUCUGAAGCCUGACAUCGUGAUCAGGUGUGUUGGGGAAGGGAAACAUCUCAAACUUGAAGGACCAGGGUUGAAGAACACGGCCUUAAAGGCAUCUUCAGGGCAAUUUUUGGUUUCUGGAGCCUCCUAGUGGUCAAAACUAUAAGUGUCAUUCAAGAGUCCAGCUAUAACUUAUGUGAUAUUGUUUAAGCUGUUUACUGUCACCUUUGUUAUGCUAUUUUCAGCCACCUACAAACACAGACUGGUGAGAGGAUUGUGACUAGAAUGUUGUUGGUAUCUAAAAUGUGUUUUAUGUUCAAGCUCUUGUGAUUGUUUGUACAUUAGGAACUCCUCAGUAGGAUAGAGACAAACCUCAGGAUCAACCAUGCUGUUGUGCACACGCUGUUGCUGUUAUUUAUCUCUCUUUUUUUUUUUCUUUUACCCACUCUUGUCUUAACAGUUUGUAUCACAGAUGGGAGAUUUACUGUAAAGUUGCCUUUUGAAUAUCUGACCAACUUGGACCAUUUAUUUAUAACCAAAGGUCUGAAACAGGCUGGUGGACCAUCUGUCUGCUCACAGAGUGCAGUGAGCCUGUAGCAAAGUGUCUCUGCUGUCUAGUGAGACGGCCAUAGCUGUAGUGUAGAAACGAGUCCAACUGUGGUGUGUGCAGUGUACGCUAGUCCUUAUAAACUGUAUGUGCCUUCUGUGAGUGUGAUCUGCCAAAGGGCCUGUCUAUUUUUGAUAUCGUAGCUUUUGUGUACAGUGAGCACAAUCAUCAACAUGCUGCUUUAGGGUUUGCCAAAUGUUUUUCAGGUGGUCAGUUUGAAAAAAAAAAAACUAACAAAUAGAGCAGCUUCAGAUUUUAGAAAUCUUCUGGCCUUGGAUUGAACCAUCCUUGGUGUCUUGACUCAAGCACUUCCACAACACCAGCCAACAGAAGCACAGAUAUUUGUUAAAUAUUCAACAUUCACUGUGGUCAUUUAAACUGCUCAGUUUGGAGUGUUGUCCAGAAGGUAACCACAAUAUAUCUGCAGUAAACACAAUAUUUUAAUGUACUUCCCUAUGAUGUUCAUGUAAUGGAUUCAUAUAUUCAGAAAACUUGAAUGUUGCAGUAUAACUUAUAUUUCAUGUGUGUCAUUGGGUUCUGAACAUAUAUCCAUUUGGGGUUGUGGUUGAGAAAGCUGUGUUGUGUGUGUGUGUGGGGGGGUCUUUUGUAGACUUGUUUUUAAAAUACUUCCUCUUUUUUUUUUUGACUGUUUUUAUUUAUGUCUUUCUUUUGGGGACUGGGACAAAACAAAUAUCAAACUCAUGUCAGCUCAUUUGAUGGGAGGAAGUCCUGCUUGCCCAGACUGAGGCAGGAAGGCACUGUGUUAUAUUUGAAUAAAGGCGAGUACAGAAUGUGA